ACUCCGGUGUACUAUUCACCCACCGCCGGCUCCCAAACCAAACUAUAACGCAUCUCACUUAUCACCUCACCAGCACCACCAACCACCGCUGACAAAUACCCAAUCCUUUAACUAAAUACUAGUCAUCUAACCACUUCACCCCCUCACCAACCAACCAACCAUCUAUCCUAUCCCCCACGUAACCAACCAACCCCAAAGCACCACAGUAAAAAUGAUCCCCAAACCCAAAGCCCUAAUCUUCGACCUAAUGGGCACAUGCACAAACUGGCAUCCAAGCAUCCAAACCGCCCUCUCCACCACCCCAUCUCUAACACACCUCCCAACCGAAACCAUCGCCCAGCUUGCCUCUUCCUGGCGAUCAAGCUUCUUUAAUGAAAUCCAUCGUCGGUUUCAUGCUGGACUCGGCACGGAGAGUAUUGAUGUGACGCAUCGACGGGUGUUGGAUGGGUUGUUGGAUGGGAUGGGGUUAAAUGGUGGUGAUGGUGGUGGUGUAGGGGAGGAGGAAAGGGAGAGGUUGGUUGCUGCGUGGCAUUUUCAGGGGGCAUGGGAUGACUCCAUUGAUGCGAUUAGACGGUUGAAGGAGAAGUUUAUGGUCGUCGUCCUCGCAAACGGAACCACCAGACUCCAACUAGACUUGAUCCAAUCAUCCGGAUUACCCUUCCAUGCACUAUUUUCUUCCCAGUUGUUGGGAUUAACCAAGCCCGAUCCUGCUAUAUAUCGCAAAGCGUUGGAGUUGUUGCAGGUGGAGCCUGAAGAGGCGGUUAUGGUUGCCGCGCAUGCGUAUGAUCUUAGGGCUGCUAAGGGGGUGGGAUUGAGGACGGUGUAUAUUUAUCGGAAUACGGAGGAUUUGGAUGAGGAUAUGGGGGUUGUUCAAGGGGAGGUGGAUGUUUUUCUGGAAGGAGAGGGGCCGUUGGGGCAGUUGGCGGAAUUGUUUUGUGGGGAGUAGUGGGUAUAUUUUGUGGGUGGGUGGUUUGGUUUCUGCUUGGGUGCAGGUGCAGGUGCAGGUGCAGGUGCAUACUAUAUAUUGAGGGUUGGUAUAGAGUUUUGAUUAAGAUGGAGAAGUGGGUGAAAGUAAUGCAG
Molecule: messenger RNA, 1080 nt
Organism: Aspergillus sclerotioniger CBS 115572
Lineage: Eukaryota; Fungi; Ascomycota; Eurotiomycetes; Eurotiales; Aspergillaceae
Product: HAD-like protein
Exons: 5
Coding region: 212-946 (244 amino acids)
Source: RefSeq, a predicted model, not a curated record